AUGCCGCGUGCCCGAGCCGUUCAGCAGGGGCAAGCCCGAGCCGUGCAGCAAGUCCAAGCCCGAGCCGUUCAACUUCAAGCCCGAACUCGCGUCGACCCACCCUCACAAAUGAUGCCCUACGCCCCCAGUUCGCGACGUCAUUGGCGCGAGAGCACCAUCCAGAGCCUCUUCUACGGCUUCAUGAUUGUCUACCAUUACGUGUCAUCGGUAUUCAUGAUGGUGCUCUCCUUCCUCUUCUAUUUGGGAGCCGAACUGUGGGCCGACCUGUUCUCCGGUGUCGCCGAGAUGUCCGUCGAGUUCUACGUGGCCGUCGCCCCCCACCUACAAGUCACCUUGGAAUAUCUCGAAUUACUCAACGACGUGCUGCGCGAAGAGGCGGCAGCCGAAGCCCGAGACGAAGCGGAAGCGGAAGCGCCGGCUGAGGAGGAGCCCCGGCAGCAAGCUGGC
Molecule: messenger RNA, 447 nt
Organism: Mesorhabditis spiculigera
Lineage: Eukaryota; Metazoa; Nematoda; Chromadorea; Rhabditida; Rhabditidae
Source: the annotation of a GenBank genome assembly